AAAAAAAAAGAAACAGGUUUUAUUUGCACAGUGUCUCGCUGUGUUCCGCCGGCCAUACACACGAGUCAAAAAUGUCGGUGAAAUGACAAUAACAAUUAGGUAGAAGCUGGAUGCACGGAUAGAUCAAACUAAUAAUGUAUAUUAACCAGCCUUUAAAACAUGGCCAGGACACGUUAUAUGGCAUCAAUCGGAAUAUAUCUAGAAGAAGAAAACGUGAAUGAAAUAAGAAAUGAAGCCUGGAAAAAGAAAAACUCAGAUUGGUUUAGUGUUGAAACAAUUUAAGAAGUCUAGGUGCAUUGCCGUGAGCUUCUUGCUAGGAACAUUGGCACUCACGUUGUACAACUUUUCGUCCUUCGGUUCGAUGGUUUCACGACAGUUUUGGCCAGAGAUAGGGAAAGUUGUUGUUUCUGAGCAAAGUCAUCAGGUUCUGGUGAACCUUAGCAGGACAAUACAUCGGUCAUCCGAUGACCUAGUCAAACCGCCUGGGGAUGUACGUUUUCAGCGACUAAAUAUUCACGACCUGUGGCUCUUCUCAGCCUUUUACGACAAGAUCAGCAACAAAAAUCUAGUCCGAAUAUUCGGCCUGCAGGACACUGAGUUGAAUGAUCCAGUCAUGUGUUACCUAAUAGAGGCCAACGAGACUUACAGGAUAUACGGCACUCGGCAACUCUUAGUGGAUUACCAUGGAAACAGACUUCGAGUUGUCAGCUUUGAGUGUGAAAUAAAUCCCACAAGUAAACCUAAUUUCGUGUCCCUGACCUUCACCAGCGAAAACACUUUACCUACGAAUAGCCUUGAGGUCCUCUAUUCCUUGCCCUCACAGAGAAACUUCACAGUCUGUUACGCUGCGUUGUUCAACUUCACUAAUUACCGACAAAUCAUUCAGAAUGUUGAGUUCAACAGAGUUCUCGGAGCUGAGCAUUUCUUCGUCUAUAACAUGAGCAUUUCAAGCGCAACAGACAUCGUACUAAGACAUUACCAGAAGAGGGGGCUAAUGACCGUCAUUCAAUGGCCGCUUCCAGCAUCAGAAAUACAUUAUAAUGGUCAGGUAUUGGCUAUCAAUGACUGCGUCUAUCGUAACAAGGGAAUAUCAAAGUAUGUUGUGAUCCAAGACACUGAUGAGUUUAUUAUUCCCAAUCAUCACGACACCUGGGGAGACCUAAUCCAUGAAAUAAAUCAAGAUUACGAUCUAAAAAACAAUUGUUCUACAAGCCACGAACAAAUAGGGACAUAUAUAGUAGAAAGCACAUUUUUCCAAGAAAUGCCAACCAGGGAAGAGUUCUCAGAAAUCAAACAACACUAUUUCAUCAGCGAUAGAGACGAAACGAUGUUUCAAAGGUGUUCUCUUACCGUCUUCACAAAUCUAGUACGUAUGAAUCAGACGUUCGGCGAUGCCAGGCAGAAGUCAAUAGUUAGACCAGAGAUGGUCUUGUUCCCUGACGUUCAUACCACCAUAGUACAUCGACCAUCGGCCACAGACGUGUUGGUCAAUGAGAGCCUGGCCUUGGUCCACCAUCAACGAUUUUAUUCGGCCUCUGGGAGUAUACUGGACACUUCAUCGCUAAGAUUUAAGGACGCAGUAAUCCCAUUAGUACGACGAACGUUGUAUAGUUUAUCGAAGCAAGGAUUACAAUUCUAGAACUGAGUGAAGCUUCCGAAAAUUACAUUAAAAAAAUAAUCAUCUUUCAGACCUUGCGAUCUAUAGAGCAGUUGAUCCAUCUCUGUGGCCUACGGUUAACGAGGGUUUCAUGUGGCCAGAACUACGACCAACCGCCUUUACUUUUCCCCAACUAGUGUCAAGUACCCAUUAGAGCUGGGUGGACUCAAUGGUGCACAUAGAUCCCGAAAUUAAAAAUCCAAGUCUUCAUUAGGAUUCGAGCCCGGGACCACGGUUCGGAAGCCAAGCGCUUUACCGUUCAGCCACAUAUACAUGUUUGUAUGUAUGUAUGUAUCAGGGGCGUACUGGCUAUAUGGGCAUCUGGGCAAAUGCCCAGUGGGCCGGUAGGGCCACCGAAAUGGCCUGAUCGAAGCCACUAUGGCACAUAUCAAAUUGUUAAAGGUUUUAUAAUAUUCUAAUUAUAUUCUUAUUAUUAUUUGUAUAAAAGGCCCUCUGAGCGUCAUGUUUAAACUAAAAAUCUUUCACAAACAUUACAGUGUAAUACUAUUUUAUUCUAACACAUUCUCCGAAAAUAAAAUGUAGAAUGUAGACAGUGCUACUAGUAGGCUUCUUCCUUUUAGGGCCUACAUAAUUGCUGAUUUCAAAAAGACGCUAUAUUGCUUAUAAAGAUAUAGAAUUCACUGUAUGAAUGCAUAUCGAUAUAUUAUCAAACGUAACAAUGAUUUUGAGGAUCGGUACACCUAGAAAUGGAUGUCCAUCACAUGAUACAGAAUUUGUGUGCCUGAUUUUAUAGAAAUCCCCUGGAUGAUUUUGACACCCAGUCCGCCCCAGGUAUGUAUGUAUGUAUGUAUGUAUGUAUGUAUGUAUGUAUGUAUGUAUGUAAGUAAGUAUAUGUGUAUGUGCAGGGGCGGACUGGGUAUCAAAAUCGGCCCGGGCAUUACCAUAUAAACCGGCCCACAAAUGGCAUGUCAUAUAUUUUCUGGGGGGAGGGGGAGUUUUACCCCACUCCGAAAUUUAUAUAUAUAUAUAUAUAUAUAUAUUUGUGUGUGUGUAUAUGUAAUUAAUCUUCAUUACAUUCUGAUCUAAAAUUCUUUCAAAAAUUUUUUUCUACCCUCGAAUACUCUCUUCCUAUCAUCAGUGGAAUGACAGUACACACCGCCAAAGGGCAGCUAGGGAGUCCGGGGGAGCGCUGAGAGCUCUCCUCUGUGGGAUCCGGGGCGAAGCCCCGGAACCAAGCAUUAUUUCCGUUAUUUUAAGCUUUAAAAAUGCAUAUUCUGAGGUAUCUACUGUGCAAUUAGCCUGCUACUCUUCCGCUUAAAAAAUUCAAAAACCAAAUCUGCUAUUCACUGGAGCCCAGCGACUGGUAGAAAAUGGUAAAAUUCUUUAGUUUUUGUAUUGGAGGGGGAAGGGAAACCACAAAACCCCUUUUGGCUACGCUCAUGAAGUUUGCAAACUAUAGUUUUCUGCACUGGGCAGUAAGUAAAGUUUCCCUUUCAAUGAGGUCUGAGGCAAGUGAUGGUUUGAGGACCCUUCCAUCCCGGCUACGCCCAUGUGUUACAUUUUAGGUUAAUACCUAAUUCUCUACAAAAUAUAUAAAGUUUGAUAACGCAUCGAAACAUGGAUGUAUGCAUUCGUAGGAUUACAUAAUGUAUUCUAUUUAUACAUGUAUGUAGUCUGAAAACUAUAAACAAUACUAUAGCAGCCUAAUGGGUUUGAAGCUUUUUGGUAUUAUAGAUUACAGACGUUUCUUUCAAAAAUAAGAUUGUUACGUCUUACGCAUUUCAUGUGUCAAUCUAGUCAUGCAUGUUGAUCUGUGACUUAAAAUAUGCUAAAUCAUUAGUUUUCCUGGCUGACUCAGGCAACCCAUUCCAUUAAAAGAUAAGAGAAAGCAGAACGGUUAGAGAGGCACUUACUUAAUUUGAAAAGCUCUUGCUUCCUCCUAUUACAUUCUCAAAAACGCGAUUUGUACAUGAAUAUACCAUGACCCAUUAUUUAAAAUAUAAAUCUCCUUUCACUAAAUAUCGGAUGUGACAGCGCUAUAUAAAUUAUUGUAAUAAUUUUCAUCAUUAAUGACUUCAUACUAAGCAUAAGUUUGCGAUUUAUUAUAAUAGUAUAAAAAUUGAUUUAGAUCUAUUUUUUAAUUAAAUAAUAUUUUUUUAAGCCUUAAGUGUAGUAUUUUUAGAUCUAUGUUAUUAAAAAUAAACAAAAAGAAACUUACUUUUUCUUUUCAAAUCGCAGAAAGUAGAGCUUUAUACCCAUAUUGAGCUGUGAAUAAGUUGGGUGGUUUGCAAUUUCGCGGCUGUGUGUAUGUGUUAAAGUUAAUUUCUAUGAAGUAUUGUUAGAGAGCUAAUUGUCGCGCCUUAUAUCAAUGUUUUCUAACUUAACCUCUCUCGUCCCUCUUUUUGGUUAAAUUUCAUUGGAACCAUUAAAAGACGGGGGAGGAAAGGAGCAAAAAACAAAAUGGGAGUGCCAUCAAAGGCCUAUGCCGACCAGCAAAAUGAUUAGGCCAAACACAACCUCGAAGACAUCAAAGCAGUCCAUGCCGCUCGUGCAUUGCAGAAAGUACGGUCUAACGUUUUGCAAAUGAUAAUACGUACAGCGUAAAGUGUAUUUCUUUGUUAUAUUAUUGUUGAAUUUCAAACAAAAUUAAUUGUAAUAAGAAUAAACGUGUUCGGGCCUUUGUGUCUUGCUGCUGUGACUUUUUUUUUGCAUUGAUUUUUUUUUCUUAGGUCGCGACCAGACCGGCCCAUUUUGUACCGGCCCACCGGGCAUUUGCCCGUUUGCCCAUAUAGCCAGUCCGCCCCUGUGUAUGUGUGUGUGUGUGUGGAGAGAGGAAUGGGGAGGGAGAUCAACAAUUAUAUUAUACAUAAGUGACACCAGUCUUUCAAUUUGACUAUUUGUUUAGAAAAUUAGAUUGUUUAGACCUAAACAAUUAGCGCACUAGUAUCUAUUUUACUGUUAUGAUUGUAACGGCUAUAUUCUAAUGACUAUAUUUGUUUGAUGUUAUGUAAUUAUGUUCAUCUUAAGUAUUGCAUGGUUGUAUGAAACAUAUUUGUCCCCUGGGAUUGAUAAUGCGUUGACGUAGUGAAGAUACAAAUAUAUUUACUUUCUGAUACAAGAUUUUUUAUCGGAAGAUAUUAUUUCUGUUGUAAAUCAAAUUAAUUUUACAUAUUAUAAUUGCAUACUAUAUAUUUGUAAUGAGCAUAAUAAUAGAGUGGAAGACCAUGUCUGCUUAGUAUGGCUGUAAUACACUGAAUGACUACACACCUCUAACAUUUCGUGAACAGAUUCUUACGGACGAGUUACAAGCACAUGUAAACACAUGAAUGACAACCGCUACAGUAUAUAAUUUUCAUAACAAUAUUACAUACAAUUAUUUUCUUUUUAUUAACUUUACAUACAAUAUUAACGAUUGCCUGUUUGCACUUUAAUGGAAACUGUGACUAUAAUGUAGUAACUGGAACUUGUAGUAACUGUAACUUGUAGUAACUGUAACCUGUCACAAGUGCAACUUUGCUAUGCAAAGUUUCCCUAUCAAAACAUACUGUCUAUAGGGCAGAUGAUGUAAAGGUCAUCUGUUUCUGUAGCCCACAGUUAACGAGCCUACUUUUCCCCAACUAAUGUCAGGUAUCCGUUUGAGCUGGGUGGACACAGAGGCGCCCAAAGAUCCAGAAAUUAAAAUUCCCAGGAUUCGAACCCGGGACACCCGAUUCGGAAGCCGAUUGCUUUGUCACACAUCCUUCUCGUCAUGACUGUAACUAAAUCCAUGAAGUUACUUUUUGUAUUAUAUAAUGAAUAAUGUCAAUGUCAGUUUUGUUGCCAACUCCGAGUCCUGAUUAAAUAUUAUGGUUUACAACCAUGCACAACC
Messenger RNA from Biomphalaria glabrata, 5486 nucleotides. RefSeq lists its product as uncharacterized. The transcript has 6 exons. The coding region runs from base 230 to 1639 and encodes 469 amino acids. Lineage: Eukaryota; Metazoa; Mollusca; Gastropoda; Planorbidae. The record is from RefSeq and is a predicted model, not a curated record.